Molecule: messenger RNA, 533 nt
Organism: Ipomoea triloba (trilobed morning glory)
Lineage: Eukaryota; Viridiplantae; Streptophyta; Magnoliopsida; Solanales; Convolvulaceae
Product: pathogenesis-related protein PR-4-like
Exons: 2
Coding region: 78-533 (151 amino acids)
Biological process (GO): defense response to bacterium; defense response to fungus
Molecular function (GO): RNA nuclease activity
Source: RefSeq, a predicted model, not a curated record
UCUAUAAAUACAACCUAACCCAAGAAAGAGAUACAGCACAUUAGCAGCUAUACAAUUAAGGCAAAGCACAUACGAAAAUGGAGAGAGUUGGUGCAGCUUGCUUGCUUCUUGUGGUGGCGAUGGUGGGCGGCGCCGCCGCGCAAAGCGCCACUAACGUGAGGGCAACGUAUAAUAUUUACAACCCUCAAAAUAUUAAUUGGGAUUAUUAUAGGGCGAGUGUUUUUUGCGCCACUUGGGAUGGCAACAAGCCACUUGAAUGGCGGCGAAAGUAUGGAUGGACUGCCUUUUGUGGUCCUGUCGGCCCAAGAGGCCGGGAUUCUUGUGGCCGAUGUUUGAAGGUUACUAACACCGCCACCAGUGCUCAAGUAACGGUGAGGAUCGUUGAUCAGUGUGCAAAUGGAGGGCUGGAUUUGGACGUCAAUGUAUUUAAUCAACUGGACACUGAUGGACAGGGCUAUGCUCGGGGCCACCUCAUAGUCAACUACGAUUUUGUUAACUGCAAUGACGGUGAAAAUCUAUUUUUAGUAUAUUAA